AUGAAAAUGGGUGUUCAAUUUCUUGCAGCACUAACUGUCUUAGCUUUAACUUCCUCAAUUGCGUCUGCUGCAGACCCAAACCCUCUACAGGAUUUCUGUGUUGCUGCUAAUGGCACCAAGAAUGUUGUGUUUGUGAAUGGGAAAGCCUGCAAAGACCCAAAACUAGCAGUGCCUGAUGAUUUUUCAACUUCCGGGAUACAACUGCCUAGGAACACCUCAAAUCGACUUGGAACAAAUGCCACCAUGUUCGGUGUCAACGCCAUUCCAGGGCUCAACACUCUUGGCAUCUCCGUUGCACGUAUUGACUUCGACGUCGGUGGCGUGAACUCCCCACACUUCCACCCUCGUGCCUCUGAAAUCCUGGUGGUGAUAGAAGGUACCCUCUAUGCUGGCUUCGUCACCUCAGACCCUGACAACCGCCUCUUCUCGAAGGUGCUCAACGAGGGAGAUGCCUUCGUGUUCCCCAUGGGUCUCAUCCACUUUCAACUAAAUUUGGGCAACACCAGUGCACUAGCCAUGUCCAGCUUUGGCAGCCAAAGUGCAGGCCGCACCACCGUGGCAAACACAAUCUUUGGGUCAAACCCAGCCAUUAAUGUGGAUGUUCUCACUAAGGCCUUCCAAUUGGAUGAGGAUGAGAUUGAGCGUCUUCAGGAACUUUCAUGGCGUAAUGAUCCAAUACCCCGUUAUUGA
Malania oleifera is the source of this 690-nucleotide messenger RNA. RefSeq names its product germin-like protein subfamily 1 member 11. Lineage: Eukaryota; Viridiplantae; Streptophyta; Magnoliopsida; Santalales; Ximeniaceae. The transcript has 2 exons. The record is from RefSeq and is a predicted model, not a curated record. Gene Ontology annotation, cellular component: cell wall. Bases 1 to 690 code for a protein of 229 amino acids. Gene Ontology annotation, molecular function: manganese ion binding.